AUGUCAAAACCUUGUGAUGUGAAGUUAAAAAAUUAUGAUAUUUCAGAAGAGGUCGGUUUUCUAUUAGAAGACCCUUUAGAAAAACUUCCAGAAUACUUUGAACCAUGGAACAAAUUGUCAAGCGCAAUGCCAGAACUAGUUUUGGCUGGUAUAUUUAGGGAAGAAGUGAAAAAGAUUCCAGAACUUGCCGACGGAAAACUAGCGAAUAAUAAAGAAUUAAGAUUAGCUCAUCUUCAACUAUCAAUUAUUGGUAGCGGGUAUAUAUGGCAGGAUGGUGAUAAAGGUGUUCCAAAGAUGAUACCAAGAUGUAUAGCAGUACCAUGGUACAAUGUGUCUAAAAGAUUAGAUAUUCAACCAAUUUUAAGUCACCCAUCCUUUUGUUUAGCUAACUGUAAAAAGAUAGAUCCAGAGAGACCUUUAAGUUUAGAAAACAUGAAAAGUACUUAUAAAGUACCUGGUGGUGAUAGUUGUAAUUGGUUUUGUAUUGUUACUGGUGCAGUUGAGCUAGAAGUUGCAAAUUCUUUGAAGCCUAUAUUAACAAUAUUAAACGGUGUUCAGAAUGGAGAUACAGAAGUGGUCAUAACAAAUCUACAGAAUCUUACCAGUGUUAUCAGACAGUUGAAAACUGUUGUGUCGAGGAUGCAUGAUAAUCUAAGUUCUGAGUUGUUUUACAACGUCAUCCGACCAUUUCUUGCCGGAUGGGGAGGGGAAGACAGUCCAAUGCCAGAUGGUUUGAUAUAUGAAGGUGUAGAAAAUAAUAAACCAAUAAAGGCCCUGGGAGGAAGUGCUGCUCAGAGCACCAUCUUACAGACUAUUGAUGCUGUUCUAGGAAUCAAACAUAAGGAUGAGAAAGAAAAGUUUCUGAAACUAAUGAGAAAAUAUAUGUUACCUAAACAUCGUCAAUUUAUAGAGGAUAUAGAAAACUUACCUAGACAACUGAGCGAAAUGGUUCUUACUACUUACAAUGAUGAAUUAAAGAAAGUAUAUAAUAGUUGUAUUGAAUCUGUUACACAGUUUAGAAGUUACCAUAUACAAAUGGUCACUAAAUAUAUUGUAAUUGCUGCCAGUAAGCAGAAUAGUAAUAAAGAAUUCGAGAGUUUGUCUAAAAAAGGUACCGGUGGCACAAAUUUAAUACCAUUCCUUAAAGGCCUCAGAAACGAUACCAAAGAUACAGUUAAAUAAAUCAACUUUAUUUGUG
Messenger RNA from Lottia gigantea (owl limpet), 1198 nucleotides. RefSeq lists its product as hypothetical. The transcript is spliced from 14 exons. The record is from RefSeq and is a predicted model, not a curated record. Gene Ontology annotation, molecular function: indoleamine 2,3-dioxygenase activity; L-tryptophan 2,3-dioxygenase activity; metal ion binding. Bases 1 to 1182 code for a protein of 393 amino acids. Gene Ontology annotation, cellular component: cytoplasm. Gene Ontology annotation, biological process: 'de novo' NAD+ biosynthetic process from L-tryptophan. NCBI's taxonomy places the organism in Eukaryota, Metazoa, Mollusca, Gastropoda, Lottiidae.